AUGUUCUCCAUCCCCGGAGUGACGUUCGACCCAUCACGUCUGCGGUCCUAUUUACUCCGACUCCCGCUUUUCACUCGACUUAUCCUGCUAUGCAUUGUUGUAUUUUGGGUGGCGAGUUUACAGCAUGUGUGGAAUGUGCCGGGAUGGGGGUCUCUGCACCCCUCUAAAAUCAGCUUUGCAGGAGGAAUGUACCGAAUAAAUACAUAUCCCAUCGUACAUUCUGGGUUCUUGCACGCCUUCUUGAACAUGCUGGCUGUAACGCCUCUUCUUGAGAAGUUUGAAGCCGAACAUGGCACUCUUACUUCUCUGGCUAUGUUCCUUGGACCCCUCUCAACAUUACCGGCGGGUAUCUACGUCUUACUUUCCAGGUUUAUUUUCCAUACCAAUAGCCCCGUUCUAGGCUCUAGUUCGUGGUUUUUCUUACUCCUUGGCUCCGAGGCUAUAAAAAGAUUUCAAACGCACCCUCACAUUAGCUGGGGCAAAUAUCAAAUCCCAAGUUGGACGUUUCCACUGAUCUUAAACGCAGUGUUGUCAAUCCUCCCUAACACGAGCUUUGUGGGCCACACGUGCUGUAUCGGUGUUGGGUAUCUCCUUGGGUUGGGAUAUUUGAAAUUCUUAUUUCCACCAGAGAAGGUCCUCCGAUGGAUUGAAACAAAGUUAAAUCUACUCGGAAGACUGCCUCAUUACGUUUCUGUGGACCAGAAAACCUAUGGCCGAUACGGUAUACUACCAACAAACGGUACAGGUGAUAGAAACAUAAAGUUGAACUUCGUAGGGUCAUCCCAAAGGCUGGGGCCCUGA
This is a messenger RNA of Nannizzia gypsea CBS 118893, 801 nucleotides long. Its product is annotated as rhomboid protein 2. The record is from RefSeq and is a predicted model, not a curated record. Lineage: Eukaryota; Fungi; Ascomycota; Eurotiomycetes; Onygenales; Arthrodermataceae. Bases 1 to 801 code for a protein of 266 amino acids. The transcript has 6 exons. Gene Ontology annotation, cellular component: membrane. Gene Ontology annotation, molecular function: serine-type endopeptidase activity.